AUGGCUUCUUGCGUCACCGGAACAGAGGCAUCGAUUCGAGCUUUAGCAUGUAGAAACGGAGUCGAAGCUUCUCAUCUAAAGCUAAUCUCAGUCUUCGUCAUCUUCCUCACAAGCGUCCUCGGGAUUUCGGGACCUGUUCUCCUCGCUCGUUACUUCCAUGGAAAACCUCUCUACGAUAAAGCGAUUCUCAUCAUAAAGUGUUUCGCCGCCGGAGUUAUUCUCUCGACGUCGCUAGUCCACGUCUUGCCGGAGGCUUUCGAAUCGCUCGCCGAUUGCCAGGUGUCUUCACGACAUCCUUGGAAAGAUUUUCCGUUCGCCGGUCUGGUGACUAUGAUCGGAGCAAUAACGGCGUUGUUGGUUGAUUUAACGGCGAGCGAACAUAUGGGACACGGUGGUGGUGGAGGGAUGGAGUAUAUGCCGAUGGCGGCGACGGUUGGGGGGUUAGAGAUGAAGGAAGGGAAGUUUGGGGCUGAUUUGGAAAUACAAGAAAGUAAUGAGGAGGAAAUAGUGAAGAUGAAACAAAGAUUAGUUUCACAAGUGCUUGAGAUUGGGAUUAUAUUUCAUUCAGUGAUAAUUGGAGUAACCAUGGGAAUGUCACAAAAUCAGUGUACCAUUAGACCGUUGAUCGCUGCUCUUUCUUUUCACCAGAUUUUCGAAGGUUUGGGUCUUGGUGGUUGCAUCGCUCAGGCAGGAUUUAAGGCAGGAACAGUAGUGUAUAUGUGCUUGAUGUUUGCGAUAACGACGCCUCUCGGGAUAGUACUAGGGAUGAUUAUAUUUGCAGCGACCGGUUAUGAUGAUCAGAACCCGAAUGCGCUGAUAAUAGAAGGAUUAUUAGGCUCACUAUCAUCAGGGAUUCUAAUAUACAUGGCCUUAGUCGACCUAAUUGCAUUGGAUUUCUUCCAUAACAAGAUGUUGACAACGACCGAUGAAUCCGGUUCUCGGCUAAAGAAGUUGUGUUUUGUGGCUUUGGUUUUCGGUUCUGCUUCUAUGUCACUGCUUGCUCUCUGGGCUUGA
Messenger RNA from Arabis nemorensis, 1014 nucleotides. NCBI's taxonomy places the organism in Eukaryota, Viridiplantae, Streptophyta, Magnoliopsida, Brassicales, Brassicaceae. The record is from the annotation of a GenBank genome assembly.